UCCCAUAGCGGCAGGCUUGAGAUCAGCGCUGAGAGGAACAGCAGCCUCACAUCACAAGAUCAAAUGUAGAAAUAUAUGAGACAGCGAUGGAGGACGGGCUGGUGUCCGAAGACGAUAUAUUGCUGCGCUCGGAGAAGGAGUUUCAUGAUGCUGCAAAAAGAAAUGAUACUGACAAAAUGCAAGAGCUUAUCGGAAGAGGGAUGGACGUCAAAGUCAAAAAUAAGAUGGACCGUAAGGCCCUGCACUGGGCAGCCGGAGCCGGCAGUGAGCAGGCGCUGCGACUCCUGCUGGACCACGACACGGAGGUUGAUGAUAUGGACAGCUUCGGUAUGAAUGCUCUGCUGCUGGCCGUGUGGUUUGGUCACCUGUCAAUCCUGAAAAUCCUUGUUUCAACUGGGGCGAAGCUCACCUGUGAAAACAAAAACGGCUUGAAUCUGCUGCGUUGUGCUUCUCAGAGGGGUCACAUCAGCAUCCUGGAGUACAUCAUGGAAGAUCUGGAAGACGUGCAGCUCAAUGACGUGGACAAGUCAGGCAAGACUGCGUUUCAUUUGGCCGCAGAGCACGGACACCUGGAGGUGGUGGAGUUUCUCAUUGGUAUGGGCUGUGCACAUGACCUCAAGGACAAGGAGGAGAACACGGCUGCGCAUCUGGCGGCUAAGCAUGGUCACAGCGAGGUCCUCCAGAAGAUUGUGGAGACAGGGGAGAAGAUCGAUGAAAAAAACAUUGAUGGUUUGACAGCUUUGCAUUUGGCAGCUGAAGGAGGACAUUAUGAGUGUCUUAGAUUACUGCUGGAGUCUGGCUGCAAUAUCAAUGAGCUCACCAACAAGAACGGGACAGCCCUUCAUCUGGUGGCCCAGCACAGUUCAGACAGAGAGAUCAGACUGCUGGUUCAGGCUGGGAUAAACCUGGAUUUAGUCGACACUCAACACGCAUCAGCUCUACAUCUGGCUGUUCUCAACAACUCUACAGAAAUAGUCAAGGUUCUUAUUGAUGCGGGGUGCGACCUGGACAUCUCUGACAACCGGCUUCAGACUGCUCUGCACAUAGCGGCUGAACACGGACGGCACAUCAUCGCUGAAAUGAUCCUCAUUUCUGGAAUCAACCUCAAUCUGACCGACAAGCAGGGAAAGACUUCACUAGAUGUUGCUUCCCGAGGCACCCAUGUGAACAUCGUUGACAUGAUUAUCAAAGCUGACCGAUUUUACCAAUGGGAAAAGGAGAAUGUGAACAGUGACUGUGAGUGUCUGGUGGGAACAAGUCUCAGCUUUAAGCCAGACCAUCAGCAGGAAACACAACACAUCCGCUCUGUCUUAUGGAAACUGGCCACGAAGUAUUUAAGACCAGGAGAGUGGAAAACUCUGGGCAAAUGCUGGAAGUUCUCAGAAGCACAUAUACGAGCCGUAGAACAUCAGUGGACAGGUACGAAGAGCUACAAGGAGCACGGGCACAGAAUGCUGCUGAUCUGGCUGCACGGUGUGCUCAACGCUGGAGAAAACCCCAUUAAAGGAUUGUAUGAAGGUCUGAUCGGGAUCGGAAGGACCGAUCUGGCAGAGAACGUACGACAGCAGGCUAAUUCAGAUCCAGCUUCUGCUAAAAAGUGCUGCACAAUGUGAAGGGCAAAUACAAUGUGAAACGUCUGCAUUUGCCCAAAGGAACAAUCUGGAGUUUGAAAACAGAGACCGCUGAAUGAAAAACAACGAUGAUGACUGUGAUGUGAAGAACAUUUUACUGGUUAAAACCUUGAAGGGUCACUACAGCACCACCACUACUGUAUUCACGCCAACAUUUGCAGAACUGAAUUUCAAUGGGACAAAUAAUUUGAAUGAGUACAGCAAGUGUUUUCUUUAUAUAAAAGCUUUUGUAGAAACUUCUCACAUAAAUCUACCAUUUUGAAUGAAUAGAAACGGUUGUUAUGAAUGAUGAAUGAAUACGGUAGUGAAUGGAUGGAGGAAUGAAUGAUUGUUAAUUAUGUAUAGUACACUACAAAGAGUAAAUAAAUGAACAAAUGAAU
Messenger RNA from Triplophysa rosa, 2011 nucleotides. RefSeq names its product ankyrin repeat and death domain containing 1A (gene ankdd1a). Gene Ontology annotation, biological process: signal transduction. NCBI's taxonomy places the organism in Eukaryota, Metazoa, Chordata, Actinopteri, Cypriniformes, Nemacheilidae. The transcript has 15 exons. The coding region runs from base 87 to 1613 and encodes 508 amino acids. Gene Ontology annotation, molecular function: protein binding. The record is from RefSeq and is a predicted model, not a curated record.